AUGGCUGGCCAACCCGAGCAAGUCCCCCCAGUAAACAGCGGCAGCUCCGAGCCCGCGGCGUCUUUGCGCAAUGCCAGGAAGCAGCAAAGAAUCAACAAACAGCGUUAUGGCUUUGCAUGCUCCAAUUGCCGGAAGCGUAAGUCCAAAUGCAACGGUGCAUUUCCAGCCUGCGAGAAAUGUCUGUCCAGUCAACAUGACUGCCACUACGACAAAGGUCCAUCGGUGGCUUAUGCUGCCCAUCUUCAACAUCAGCUUGGCGUGUACCGGACUCAAUUCGAGCUACUGCAGCAAGCGACUGAGAGCGAACGAGAUAACAUCUUGCAAGAAGCCAUAGCUUCCGAAGCAUUCACGGCCAAGAAGCAUAGGUUUAUCGAUGCCGAACAGGUCCGUAGGACUGAGACGAGUCCGCCAGACACCCCGGUCCACGAAGGUCACGAUGAGAGAUCCAAUUUCCAGCAAGAUGAGACCAUGGACGAGACUUCGCUGGGGGCCGAUGGUGGAGUCGUCUUCUACGGAGAGACGAGCCUCUAUCACAUCGAGCCCCGAGGCGAUGGCACCGAAGACCAGGGAGAGACGAUGCCAAACAGGUCUGAUCAAGGGGAAGUAUUAGAGCAGCAAGCCUCGACGACCGCCACCACCUACUCAAUGCCCGAGAGCAUCCUCAGUGACCAACAAGAGAGUCUCAGUUCCUUUCUGGCCGAUAUCCCACCAGAUCUGUUGACCGAAUUGCUGAAUGUGUACUGGUGCUGGCCCCAUCAUUUACACUGCGUUCUUUGCAAAAAGCUCUUUCUUCGGGACUUGCAAUCAUCCGGUCCAUGUAUAUCGCCAUUUCUGUUGAGUGCCGUUCUGGCCCAGGCGGCGAGAUACUCCACCAGGGCAGAUGUCACAGAGGUAGGAGACCGGUUUGCCAAAAAAGCACUGCAACUCCUGGUGACAGAAAUCGAUCGCGGAAGCUCCAUUCCAACCAUCCAGGGUCUCUUGAUCUACUCUGCACGCGAAUGUGCCUGUGGAAGGACCUCGCAGGGCUGGUUAUACAGUGGCAUGGCUUUUCGAAUGAUGCGAGAUCUUGGUCUUCACAUCCCUCCACAGCGACUGGGGUCUCUUGCCCGACACUUCACGGAGGAGGAUCUCGCUCUUCGACAGCAGGUCUUCUGGAGCUGCUACACCUGGGACAAGACAAUGAGUCUAUGCCUUGGACGUGCCCCAAUCAUCCAUGAUAUCAUGAAACUCCCAACUCCCGACACGCUCCUUGAUGGAAACGAUGCCGACGAAGAGAUUUGGCGGCCAGUCAUCAGACAGGAGUGCCCAUCCGACAGCCUUUUCCGGCAGAAGGCCUUGAGCUGUACACGUUUCUCUGCGUAUUGCGAGCUUUGCAUGAUCAUCGACGGCAUCCUCGGAGAGCUGUACUCGAAACCGCGGCGAAGUCGCCAUGUUCACCUUCUCACAUACCUGGAUGACACCCUCUUGAAGCUCGAGGGGUGGUCCUCGCACCUGGCCCCCGAGCUUUUUGUGGCGAGCAGUGCCAGAGCGACUCUUUGCCCGCCAGUGCACAUCCUCUUACUCAACCUUCUUUACUAUGCGACCGCAAUCCUCCUCUGUCGCCCUUAUCGAAGCAUCUCAUCCAAGGCGAAACGGAAGUGCACCGAAGCAGCCUGUAUGAUUGAUACUUUGUUUACUCUGCACAUUCGGCGCUUUGGCUUCCGUUCCAUCACCUAUCUUCAGACAUAUACCAUGUUUGUUGCCUGCACCGUCAACAUCUUGGAUUUCAGAGAGAAUCAGCCGCUCCCCGAUGCCAACGAAGUGGACCUGAACCUGGCACAGGAAUCUAGUGCACGCCUGGACUUUGGCUUGGAGGUCCUCAAGCAGGCGGUCAGCACACCGUCCGCGGCUCGCUGCGCAGCCAUCGUGAUGCAACUACUGGAGAGGCCGAAUGCCACGAAACCACGACAGCAGAGUCUUGUGGGGCAGACCCUACUCACGUCGGAGACAGGACAUGGAAGCCACGGCAUGUCGCACGAUCAUCACCUUGGCAGUGGUGGGCCUGGAAAUACGGACAAGAGCUGCGACGGUGACGGCGACGUGAACGCAAAUCCAGUCUUUGUCACCAGUUGGGGACGCAACUAUCGACCGUCUGCGGAUGGACCUCAAGGUGGUGGUUCUCAGGAUGAUCAAACAUCGGAAAUGCCCUUUGACAUGGGGACCGGCGGUGGCCAGUCUUUGCUGCCUCAGCAUCAACAGAACGCGGCAUCCAAAAGUUCCGCCCCAUAUGCCAACAACGUGUUUGCCACGAAUGACGAGCUUGGAUAUAGUAGUAUUGACACGCCUCUACGCUGGCUGGGGGACAAUCUACGAGAUGAUGGAAGUUGGAUGUUGAUGGACAUCAAUCUCGACUACCUCCCCAUGUCCUUUCUCCAGCCCUGA
Capronia coronata CBS 617.96 is the source of this 2421-nucleotide messenger RNA. RefSeq lists its product as uncharacterized. NCBI's taxonomy places the organism in Eukaryota, Fungi, Ascomycota, Eurotiomycetes, Chaetothyriales, Herpotrichiellaceae. Gene Ontology annotation, biological process: regulation of DNA-templated transcription; DNA-templated transcription. The transcript has 3 exons. Gene Ontology annotation, molecular function: DNA binding; DNA-binding transcription factor activity, RNA polymerase II-specific; zinc ion binding. Bases 1 to 2421 code for a protein of 806 amino acids. The record is from RefSeq and is a predicted model, not a curated record.